AUGCAGAACACUCCGAAGAAGCACUUUGGCGGCAAGAAGUUCAAGAAGGCCAAGGUCGAGCGCAAGGAUAAGGCUAGUGGUUUUGAUGAAGUUCUUCAGGCCGAUAUCGAUCAGCUGCUCAAACGCAACCGCCCGGAAGAAGACCAGAAUGGCGACCAGAACCCCGCGAAGCCCAUUCUCCCAGAGACCUUCACCGAAAUCGACGUGACAGUAUCCGAGCUUUCCUCCACCGGUGAUGGACUUGCGCUGUCGGAGAAGGCGGACCAUGUGUUUGUGGUGCCCUUCACAGUCCCUGGGGACAAGGUUCGGGUGAAGGUUAUCCGCCACCACCCCGCGCUGUCAUACAGUGUCACCGAUUUCCUGAGUGUGAUUGAGCCGGGGCCUCAAAGAAAUGACUCUUUGAUUGGAUGCAAAUACUUCAGUCAAUGCUCGGGGUGUCAAUUGCAGAUGAUGUCGUAUGAGGACCAGCUGGCGCAUAAGCGGCGCAUCGUCGAGAAGGCUUAUGCCAACUUCUCUGGACUGAUUCCCGAAUUGGUUCCCAACAUUGGAGAAACGUUCCCCUCUCCCAUGCAAUAUGGAUACCGCACAAAACUCACACCUCACUUUGCGAAUGGCGUUGGUCGCAGGAAGAAGCAAAAAGCUCAAGAAGAGUCCGGCGAGGUUGAGAUUGAAGUACCUCCCAUUGGAUUCACAUACAAGAACCGGCGGACAGAUCUUGACAUUGAGGACUGCCCUCUUGGAACCGACGUUGUGCGUCUUGGUCUCAAGAGUGAGAGGAAGCGUGUUGCUGCAAACAUCCGGUCCUAUAAGAAGGGCGCUACUCUGUUGAUGCGGGAAUCGACCAGCCGCAUCUCCAAGACAGCCCCAGAAGACUCCGAGACCAAGAUCAAUAACGGCUUAGUACCGACUCCCGGUGCGGAUACCGGGGACGUAAUUCGCGUUGAGCGCGAAAACUACAUCGAAGAGAAACGCUGUAUCACCGACAACAACGCUACAUCUGUCGAAUUUAUUGACGACUACGUCUUCAGCAACAAGGCCGGUGGUUUCUUCCAGAACAACAACUCGAUUCUUUCUGGUUUUACCGAGUUCAUUCGCUCACAGGCCAUGCCUCCUGGCAACGAUCAAGACUCCAAGCCAAUCAAGUACCUUCUUGAUGCCUACUCUGGCUCCGGGCUUUUCACCAUUACUCUGUCCCCACUCUUCAAAUCCAGCCUCGGUGUCGAUAUCGCCGGUGACUCUAUCAUCUGCGGGCGCGAAAACGCCAAGGCUAAUAAUUUGCCCAACACCGGCUUCGCUGCUGCUGAUGCUGCCGUCCUGUUCAAGGACGUUCCUUAUCCGCCUGACCAGACUCUACUCGUCAUUGACCCGCCGCGCAAGGGAUGUUCCGAGGACUUCAUUAAGCAGAUGCUUGACUACAAACCUCGGCGCGUGGUCUACGUCAGCUGCAAUGUGCACACCCAGGCCCGUGAUGUGGCUCUGAUGGUCCAGGGUGACGAGACAAAGAAUGUCCGCUACGAAAUCGAGAGCAUUCGAGGAUUCGACUUUUUCCCCCAGACUGGACAUGUCGAAGGUGUUGCCAUUCUUAAUCGUGCCGAGUUCCCUCCCAAGGAGAACUUUGCCUGA
Penicillium maclennaniae is the source of this 1623-nucleotide messenger RNA. Its product is annotated as tRNA (uracil(54)-C(5))-methyltransferase. Gene Ontology annotation, molecular function: tRNA (uracil(54)-C5)-methyltransferase activity, S-adenosyl methionine-dependent. The transcript has a single exon. Lineage: Eukaryota; Fungi; Ascomycota; Eurotiomycetes; Eurotiales; Aspergillaceae. Bases 1 to 1623 code for a protein of 540 amino acids. The record is from RefSeq and is a predicted model, not a curated record. Gene Ontology annotation, biological process: tRNA processing.